GGCCCUUUUGUUUUAUUAUUUCUUUUUGAAUAUUAUAAACAUGUCUACCCAGUCGAUUUUAAGCAAGGACGAUGUCAGCCUCGAGAAAGGUGUUAGCAACAUUCAACUUGAAUCAGAUGUAAAGAAAACGAUUCCCAAGUUUGGUUCCCAUAAUGCCACGGUAUACAAGUAUAUCACCGGUAAAUUUUAUCAUCCCAGUACUCGUUUCGAUGAUCUUCGUGGUCUUAGUAUCAAUAAAGGCGGUGAUUGCGACUUGAUUCAGGCAAACUCCAAAUUUAUCGCAGUACCAAUUUCUGGCCCCGGUGGCCGUGUUGCUAUUAUCAACGCUGAUAAGCCCGGUCGUCUUCCUACACAGAUUCCUUGUGUGAUGUGUGGAUCAGAGGUUAUCAACUUUAAGUUCAGUCCUUUUGAUGAGUCUAUAUUGGUUACUGUCUCCAAUGAUAAUAAAAUUCGUGUGUGGAGUAUUCCAGAGGGUGGAAUUGAAGAGGAUGUUGCUGAACCAAAGUUCAUUUUAGAAACUCGAUCCAUGGAUAAAAUUCAUUUGCUCGAAUUUCACCCUACCACAAAGGAUAUCUUGUUGACUACCUCCGAUGAUUUAGGGAAUCCAACUAUUCGUAUUUGGAACCUUGAAACACAGAAGGAUGAAAUUACUUUGAGUGGCAUCCAUAAAGAUGUGAUUUUCAGCUGUGCCUGGAGUCCUGAUGGCAAGCAAAUUGCAACUACCACAAAGGAAAAGAAAAUUCGUGUUUUGGACGCUAGGACAGGUAACAUCAUUUCCGAAGGGCCUGCUCACAACAGCAUUCGACCUUCUCGUCUUCUUUGGCUUAGUCAAGAGACUGGUUUGUUAAUUAGUGUUGGGUUCGGACUCGGAUCUGCUCGUGAAGUCUUGUUGCUUCAAAAGGAUAACCUCGCCAAACCUGUAGCAAAGAAUAUGAUUGAUGUUUCCCCCAGUGUUAUGAGCGCUUACUUUGAUAAAGACUGUCAAAUCCUUUUUGUGGCUGGCAGAGGUGACCGUACUAUUCAUACUUUCCAUGUAGAGACCGAUACCCAAAAGUUGGUUCCUCUUGCAAAGAUCGAAUCUGCUUCCCUCCAACAAGGUUUCGCUUUCUUGCCAAAGCGCGCUUGCAAUGUCAAGGAAAUUGAAAUCGACAAGUUCUAUAGAUUAACACCGACACAUAUUGAAGUGGUCGGUGUUCGUGUACCUCGUGCUAGACCUGAGUAUUUCCAAGAUGAUAUCUUUGUACCUACUCCCGAUAUCGAGCGUCCUGCUCAAAAUGCUGCUAGCUGGUUUAACGGCGAUGAUAAACAAUUAGAGCUUAUUUCAUUGCAGCCUGAAGGCAUGACUGAAUUAUCGGUCGCUCCCCCUCCUCCUUCCCAGGCCCAGUCAAAGAAGAAAUUUGAAAUGGGCAAGCAGUAUGUUAGCGACGAACAACGUAAACAAGAGCAAAUGGAGCGUAUGUUCAAGGCAGCUAAAAACCUCCCCGAACCAGAAGUCAAACCCAAGAAUACAAACCCUGAGGAUGAAGAGGUCGCUGAAGAUGAGUGGGACGAUUAAAUUAUAACAGUAAAACCAUACUCAUGUAUAUAGAAAUAAAUUAAUGAAUAAUAUUACUUUUUUUUCCUGCUAACCGAGGC
Messenger RNA from Mucor mucedo, 1635 nucleotides. RefSeq lists its product as uncharacterized. The record is from RefSeq and is a predicted model, not a curated record. Gene Ontology annotation, biological process: actin filament organization. The transcript has 8 exons. Gene Ontology annotation, molecular function: actin filament binding. The coding region runs from base 41 to 1555 and encodes 504 amino acids. Lineage: Eukaryota; Fungi; Mucoromycota; Mucoromycetes; Mucorales; Mucoraceae.